Molecule: messenger RNA, 1999 nt
Organism: Megalops cyprinoides (Indo-Pacific tarpon)
Lineage: Eukaryota; Metazoa; Chordata; Actinopteri; Elopiformes; Megalopidae
Product: elongation of very long chain fatty acids protein 7-like
Exons: 8
Coding region: 100-1104 (334 amino acids)
Biological process (GO): fatty acid elongation, polyunsaturated fatty acid; very long-chain fatty acid biosynthetic process; fatty acid elongation, monounsaturated fatty acid
Cellular component (GO): endoplasmic reticulum; endoplasmic reticulum membrane
Molecular function (GO): fatty acid elongase activity
Source: RefSeq, a predicted model, not a curated record
CGCAGGGGAGGAGAGGAACAGGUGAGAGUGGAAGUACAGAUCACCUUUCUGCAUCACGGAAUAGCGCCUCAGUGAGUUCUGCAGUAUUGAACAAUCAGAAUGGCUUUUAACGAGCUGACGUCGCGAGCAGUCCUCCUGUAUGAUGAGUGGAUCAAAGAGGCUGACCCCAGAACGGAGGACUGGCUGCUCAUGUCCUCGCCACUCCCCCAGACGAUCAUCAUUGCAGCCUACAUUUACUUUGUCACGUCCUUGGGACCGAAGCUCAUGGAGAACCGCAAACCCUUCCAUCUUAAGGAGGCCAUGAUUGUCUACAAUUUCAGCAUAGUAGCUUUCUCUGUCUACAUGUGUUAUGAGUUUCUCAUGUCUGGCUGGGCAGUAGGCUAUUCCUUCCGCUGUGACAUUGUGGAUUACUCGAGGUCUCCUCAGGCUCUCAGGAUGGCCUGGACCUGCUGGCUGUACUACUUCUCCAAGUUCAUUGAGAUGUUGGAUACAAUCUUCUUUGUCCUCCGAAAAAAGAACAGCCAGGUCACAUUCCUCCACGUCUACCAUCACUCCAUUAUGCCCUUCACCUGGUGGUUCGGAGUCAAAUUCGCUCCAGGUGGACUGGGAACCUUCCAUGCCCUGCUGAACUGCAUUGUCCAUGUCAUCAUGUACUCUUACUAUGCCCUGUCUGCCUUGGGGCCUGCUUACCAGAAGUACCUGUGGUGGAAGAAGUACAUGACCACCAUCCAGCUGGUUCAGUUUGUCAUGGUUACCGCCCACAUCGGCCAGUUCUUCUUCAUGAAGGACUGCCCCUACCAGUACCCUGUCUUCCUGUACAUCAUUGGACUGUACGGCCUCGUGUUCCUGGUGCUGUUCCUCAACUUCUGGUACCAUGCCUACACCAAGGGCAAGAGGCUACCCAAAGCCGUGCAGAACGGCAGUGCAGUGCAGAACGGCAGCGCCACUCAUGGCCACAGCGCUGUGCCCAACGGCAAGGCAUUCCAGAACGGCAAGGCAUUCCAGAACGGCAAGGCAUUCCAGAACGGCAAGGCAGUCCAGGUGUUCCAAAACGGCAAGACGAUCCAGAACGGAAAUGGUGUGCACAAGCAGAAAGAAGAGUGAAGACUGAAAACUGGGUUUUUUUUUCUUUUUUUUUCCUGCCUGUGACAAUCUUGUGGAGGUGAUGCAUCGGAGGCAGUGCUGUACGUUUUAUAAUGGAAUUUUGAUAUUUGAUCUUUCAUUUCAGAGCAUGUUCCUCACCAAAGUUUAAAUAUUCAUUUUCUGUCCCUGCAGUCUUGUUAGCUACUGUAUCUGAAUAGAAUGCCACCCAUGUUUUGGAUUGACUUUUCACCAAUCCCCGAGUUUCGCUAGGUAUCAUUAGCGGGUGCUGUGAGCAGCUGGGUCUGAAGUUAUGAGCAUCACUAGGUUUGUGGAAUGUUCAGUGUGUUUGGGGAACACUGGCUGGACCUGCUGGGCUAUGUCUUUUUUGCAGCUGAAAUGAAAAAUGUAUAUUGUGUUUAAUUUAAUUUUGUAAAACAUUGUGAAUACAAAAUGUCACUGAAAGCAGAACUGGACAGGGAAACUGCUUGCCCCUGAGCAAUGACACUUGAAAGGACUUGUCUGACAAGGGCACAUGAACACUCUCCAGGUGCUGUGUCAUGGAGGUGUGGAAAGCCCAAGAAAGCGACUUGUCCUUUUAAGAGAACCGUGAUUGCAAGUCCUGUCUUUUAAAAUUGUGCUCAACUGCCCGUUAUCACACUAAGUUUCAACUAUCAAAAGAGCUUGGCUGAUCCAUGUGGAAUGAUCCUGUGAGUAGUAAUCUCUUGUGUAUUUAAUUUAUGUGAAAUCCUGUGUCUACAAUGUUAAGUUAUGCAGUGAGAUUUCUAAAUGUACGUUAAGGGCUGCGUUGUUCUUGAAGGAACCAUACCUGUAACGGCUGUGCUGGUUGAGACAGUUGUGCAGUCAGGGUGAUUGAGAACAAAAUGCACACUUUGUAGACUGAAGAUUGUAGUAUAAA